AUGACUGAUGUAAAUAGAUUUUGGAAAAACAUUGAGUUCAUUAACAAAAACGAUUCAAUUAGAACACAUAUACCAACAUCCAAGCCUGCAACUCAAAAACCCGCUCCAACAAAACCAGGACCAACUUACUUGCCCCCUGCGUCAAAAUCACAAGCUGCUGCUCAAGCACCAAGAGCUCAACCUCCAAAGGCUGUCGCAAAACCAACUGAUGAGUAUUUACCUCCUCCAGCAAAGGCUUCUGCUCAAGCAUCUGUAAAUCGCGCAGCUCCAAAGCCCGCUGCUCCAAAACCUGCUGCUCCAAAACCAGCUGCUCCAAAAGCUGCACCAAAACCCGCUGCCAAGCCCGAUAAAGAAUAUUUGCCUCCUCCAAGUGCAUCAGCUCAAGCUUCCGCAAAUCGCGCAGCUCCAAAACCCGCUGCUCCAAAACCAGCUGCUCCAAAAGCUGCCCCAAAACCCGCUGCCAAGCCCGAUAAAGAAUAUUUGCCUCCUCCAAGUGCAUCAGCUCAAGCUUCCGCAAAUCGCGCAGCUCCAAAACCCGCUGCCCCAAAACCUGCUGCUCCAAAAGCUGCCCCAAAACCCGCUGCCAAGCCCGAUAAAGAAUAUUUGCCUCCUCCAAGUGCAUCAGCUCAAGCUUCCGCAAAUCGCGCAGCUCCAAAACCCGCUGCCCCAAAACCUGCUGCUCCAAAAGCUGCCCCAAAACCCGCUGCCAAGCCCGAUAAAGAAUAUUUGCCUCCUCCAAGUGCAUCAGCUCAAGCAUCCGCAAAUCGCGCAGCUCCAAAACCCGCUGCCCCAAAACCUGCUGCUCCAAAAGCUGCCCCAAAACCCGCUGCCAAGCCCGAUAAAGAAUAUUUGCCUCCUCCAAGUGCAUCAGCUCAAGCAUCCGCAAAUCGUAAUGCUCCAAAGCCCGCUGCCCCAAAACCCGCUGCCCCAAAACCAGCUGCUCCAAAACCAGCUGCUCCAAAAGCUGCCCCAAAACCCGCUGCCAAGCCCGAUAAAGAAUAUUUGCCUCCUCCAAGUGCAUCAGCUCCAAAACCCGCUGCUCCAAAACCUGUAGCUCCAAAAUCUGCGCCCAAACCUCCUCCAAAGCCAGCAUCAAAGCCCGAUAACACAUACUUGCCUCCCGCUGGACCAGCUGGAAAAUCUCCCGCAAAGCCCGCAGUAAAGCCUGAUGCUAAUUAUUUGCCUCCAAAUGCUCCAAGUGACAAUGGAUUCGAAGCUCCUCCAUAUUUGCCUCCUGAUCAGCAAAAGGCCCAAAGAACAACACCUUCCCCUAAAGCUGUUCCUCCAAAGCCUCCAAGACCCGCAUUGCCAGCUAAGCCUCAACCUCCAAAGGCCCCUGCUCCAAAGAAGGAAACAACUGUCCAAAAAGACAAACCUCUUCCCGCUGCGCCAAGACCUCCUCCACCAAAGGCAGCUCCAAGACCUCCUCCUCCGCCAACAAAGCCUCGUCCACAAACGACACCCAAACCAAAUUUGGCACCCGGAAACUACGUCUAUGAAGCACCCCAAACACAAUUCUUGAUCAAUGCUUAA
This is a messenger RNA of Culicoides brevitarsis, 1533 nucleotides long. RefSeq names its product basic proline-rich protein-like. Bases 1 to 1533 code for a protein of 510 amino acids. NCBI's taxonomy places the organism in Eukaryota, Metazoa, Arthropoda, Insecta, Diptera, Ceratopogonidae. The transcript has 3 exons. The record is from RefSeq and is a predicted model, not a curated record.